Molecule: messenger RNA, 1863 nt
Organism: Rotaria socialis
Lineage: Eukaryota; Metazoa; Rotifera; Eurotatoria; Philodinida; Philodinidae
Source: the annotation of a GenBank genome assembly
AUGGAGUUACGUUUAUCUCUGAUUCGCUCACCUAAUUAUCCAGAUACAAUUAAUGUUGACGAAGAUUUACAAGAUUAUUUUAGUGAACCACGUCGAGUAAAAUUAAAUGAGCAGAUUACAAUACGACCUUUGUUACAACCAGAAUUGAAAGUAUAUUUUCUUAUUUCAUCUGUAACAAAAGAAGAUGUUCUUGUCUCAUGUGAUAAUUGUCGAAUUAUUAUUGAUACAAAAAAAGUUCGCCAAGAAAAGUUAACUUUAACUGGUUCUUCUGCAAGUACGGACGAAACAAUUGUAUUUAUUAGUCAACGGUUAUGCCAAAUGUUUACAACAUUUGAUUUACAAUGGUCAAAACAAAUAUCUAUACCAACCAUUCUGUUGCAUGGUCUUGAUGAUUUUAAUUCACUUGUUGAUUAUGCUUGCCGUCAAUGUGGUUAUCAUUGUCAUACAGUAUCAAGUCAAUUGCUUACUGGUGAUUCUGCAACAGCAACCAUUAAACGUAUUGAACAAGUUAUACAACUUGCAGGGAAAUGUACGCCAUGUGUUCUAUUUUUCAAUCAUGUGAAUUUCUUAUGUAAAUUAACUGAUGUAGAAAAUGAUGAUGCUAUCGUAACUAAUGGCCUUAGAAGAUGCAUUCAACAUGUCAGAUCAACAUUAAUUAAUAAUGGACCUCUGAUUAUUUUGGCAGGUGUGUCACGUCUUCAUUUACUAAGUGAACAAGUUUUGAGUCUAUUCAGUUAUACAUUAUCUAUUCCAGCUAUUCCAAUGGAAAUACGGAAACAAUGGUUACGUAAUCGACUUUCGAAUAUUUCAGUAGCCGAUGAUUUUAAUUAUGAUCUUGUUUUAGCUCAAACGAAAGGUUGGCCAUUAGCUGAAAUUGAUCAAUUGAUUCGAUUGACUAUUGAAGCUGCAUACUGGCGAUCACUCGAAUCAGUUGACAUGCUAACUAUGUUAACCAAUGCAGAUUUUGAAAUCGCAUUGAAACAAAGUCAUGCUUCAAAAUUAACUAGUCAACGUAAAGCAAUGAUACCAAAUGUACGUUGGAGUGAUAUUGGUGGAUUAGCUUUGGCUAAAAAAGAAAUCUUAAAUACCAUCCAAUUACCACUCAUUCAUCCUGAUUUGUUUGGUGAUUUAGCAAGAACUGGAAUUCUUCUCUACGGUCCACCUGGUUCAGGAAAAACAUUAUUAGCAAAGGCAGUUGCCACCGAAUUUUCUUUAAAUUUUUUGUCAGUUCGUGGACCUGAACUGCUGAAUAUGUAUGUUGGUCAAAGUGAACAGAAUGUUCGUGAUCUGUUUGAACGAGCACGUCUUGCAUCACCAUGUAUUUUAUUUUUUGAUGAACUUGAUUCUCUUGCGCCACGUCGUGGUCGAACAUCAUCGGAUUCAUCGGGUGUGAGUGAUCGACUUGUAUCACAAUUAUUAACAGAAAUCGAUCAGCAACAACAAGAACAUCAUAUAUUUAUUAUUGGUGCAACGAAUCGACCAGACCUUUUAGAUGAUUCACUUCUACGACCAGGUCGAUUUGAUAAACUUAUUUACAUUGGUAUUAGUAAUGAUCAUAAUGAUAGAAGACAAAUGUUUCAAGCGUUAACACAAAAAUUUAAAAUUGUUGACGAAGAAUUCGAUGCAGAUGCUUUUGUACGCGCAUGCCCAUUGAACAUGACAGGUGCCGACUUUUAUGCGUUAGCAAGCGGUGCUUAUCUUAGUGCAAUUCGACGACUGAUUACAAAUAAUCAAGAAAAAGACGACGAAUAUGAUCAAAUAGUUCAUUUAAUUGAGAGUGAUUUUACUGAUGCACUUGCAAAUUUUACUCCGUCGCUCGAUGAAAACGAAAUUAGACAAUAUGAAAGAUUACAAAAAUCUUGA